AUGGCCCACCGCAUUCGUCUCCCUCCUCCUCUCCUCUACCCGAGCACGACCUCGACCCCGCUUGCCCUGGUCGCCCAGACGCCCUUCAAACCCGAUGCGGGCCCCAACCCCCCCUACGUCCUCCAGACCGUCCCCUUCUCGCAAGGCUACCUCUUCUUCGGCUCCGACGACACCGUCCGCGCCUUCUCCCCCUCCUUGCAGCCUCUCGCACAGCUGAACACGACCCAGCGAGGGAUCACGAGCAUUGUUGCGGGUGCGAAAGGGAGCAAUGCGGUCUUUAUCACAGCGAAAGAUGGAUCGGUGUCGGCAUGGGACACGAGGGACUUGUCGAAGGAGGCGUUCAAGCUUCAGGGGAAGACACGGGCGGCGUAUCUCUGCGCGUCGCAAAGCAGCGAUCACUCGGCGCUCGCGGUCGGAACGGAGUUGCAUCAGUACGAGGCGAUGAUCGACAUCUGGGACCUGCGGACGAUGAAGCUGCAACAUACGUACACCGAGGCGCACUCGGACGACAUCACCGCCGUCGCUUUCCACCCUUCUCCUUCGCUCUCUCAUGCCCUCCUCUCUGCAUCCGUCGACGGGCUCAUCAACACGUACGACGUGCGGAUAGCGGACGAGGACGAUGCUGUUCAGAGCACGUCGCAGGUCGGCGCAAGUCUGGCGCAUGCGGGCUGGAUGGCAUUGGCGGGACAAGAGGCGAGUCAGGACUUGAAGGGCGUAUUCGGAGCUACGACGAUAGAGACUCUGCAGUAUUGGGAUAUCGAGCAGCAAGAGCAGCUCGUCGACUUUGGCGACGUUCGGGACGUCGCGCUUCAGCCAUGGCGGACGGACUACAUGAUCGGUGCACACUACAACGAAGCGCUCGGCGGAGUGUGUUUGCUGGCGGGAACGAUCGCUGGCGACGUCGCCGUCAUCAACGCGCGGGACAAGGAGUCGUGGUACCUUGAGCAGGUCUUGUCGGGCAAGACGAGCCGGCGGAAUUAUGGCUGCAAGGGGCACCGGGACAUCGUCCGAGCAGCGCAUCUGGACGCAGCGACUUCGACAGUCGUAACUGGCGGAGAAGACGGGCAGAUCUGUCUUUGGCAGGUUUGA
Messenger RNA from Rhodotorula toruloides NP11, 1089 nucleotides. Its product is annotated as WD repeat domain 89. Bases 1 to 1089 code for a protein of 362 amino acids. The transcript is spliced from 6 exons. Gene Ontology annotation, molecular function: protein binding. Lineage: Eukaryota; Fungi; Basidiomycota; Microbotryomycetes; Sporidiobolales; Sporidiobolaceae. The record is from RefSeq and is a predicted model, not a curated record.